Molecule: messenger RNA, 1362 nt
Organism: Penicillium odoratum
Lineage: Eukaryota; Fungi; Ascomycota; Eurotiomycetes; Eurotiales; Aspergillaceae
Exons: 1
Coding region: 1-1362 (453 amino acids)
Source: RefSeq, a predicted model, not a curated record
AUGUGGCGAAAACCAAGAAGCGACCACGAUGAAGACUGGGAGGGAGACAAGGGUAUUUCCACAACAUGGCCUCGGAAAUUCCUUGACCGCUGCGUCCUAUACGAGGUUGCUAAAUUUGUCUCCAAAUAUGCCGACUGCGAGAUGAUCGACGACGAUAAUUUGAAAAUACUAGGAAAGGCUGGUCGGAAUGUUUGCGUGCGAGCGAUACCAGAUAUCGGCAGUGAUGCAGUCAUAAGAUUCUCGCGGCCUGAUGUUGAUGCAUUUCCGGAGGAGAGGCUUCGCAAUGAAGUCGCCGUGAUGCGAUAUAUCCACGACGAAACAUCAAUACCCGUUCCUUUUAUUUUUCAUUGGGGAACGCAAGAGAAAAGUCUCGACGCACUCGGACCAGUCAUGGUCAUGGAGUAUAUGGAUCAUGAUAGGACCAUGUCUGACAUUUUAAGAAACCCACGAUUCCCGGAUCAUUUCCCGCCAAUUUUGGACAAUAACGUCUAUAUCGAGGUACUCGAGAGAAUGUAUGGACACCUCGCAGAUAUUAUCCUUCAGCUCUACAUGAAGUCAUUCCUCUGUGUCGGGUCAUUGGAUCAUGUUGAUGACUUCACUUGGGAAGCGACCAAGCGGCCUCUGUCACUUCAAAUCAAUGACAUGGCAUUGACUAGUAAUUUACCAGAGUCACACCUUCCAUCUACGAUUUUCUACACAGCGUCGUCCUACAUGGAAGCCCUGGCGGAUCUUCACAUGCAUAACCUGAUCCAUCAGAAACAUCGGGUCACUUCUGCAAAUAGAUUUCGCCAGAAAUUCAUCGCUAGAAAGCUCUUUCAAAGACUCGCCCAAGAGAAGAAAUUGACAGACGUGACUCUCGAAGACGCACGACACACACUAUGUUGUGAUUCCCUCCACCCCACCAAGGUCUUGUUAGAUGGAGUAGACUUGGCAGCCGUGCUGGGCUGGGAGUACACAUAUACUGCACCUUUGGAGUUCUCUCACGCACCGCCCUGGUGGCUUCUUCUCGAAAAGCCGGAACUCUGGCCAUCGGGCUUGGAGGAUUGGCAAACUCAAUUUGAUUGCCGUUUACAAGACUUUCUACGCAUGCUAAUCGAGUGCGAGAAUCGCCGUCAACUGCCAGAUGACCAACGCCUGUCUGGCCUGGUGAAAAGAAAUUGGGAAAAGGGGGACUUUUGGGUUCUGUAUGCGGCGCGGAGUUCCACUGCGUUUGAUGAAAUAUAUUGGCGUAAGAUUGAUGAAAAAUUUUUUGGGACCACAGAUGACCCAGAUUCGUGGGAAGAAAGACUUCUGAUUCUGAGUGAGGAGGAGAAGGAGGAGAUGGAAGCACUAGUGAGUGCGAAUUUUAAAGAGACAGAAUAA